Centruroides sculpturatus (bark scorpion) is the source of this 1182-nucleotide messenger RNA. RefSeq names its product zinc finger protein 62-like. Gene Ontology annotation, molecular function: RNA polymerase II cis-regulatory region sequence-specific DNA binding; DNA-binding transcription factor activity. Gene Ontology annotation, biological process: regulation of transcription by RNA polymerase II. The coding region runs from base 1 to 996 and encodes 331 amino acids. The record is from RefSeq and is a predicted model, not a curated record. The transcript is spliced from 5 exons. Lineage: Eukaryota; Metazoa; Arthropoda; Arachnida; Scorpiones; Buthidae.
AUGCUCCCAAACAACACCAGCAACAAGGUUAAACUUAUAGUAGAGGAAUCACGCCCCCUGGAAGUCGCUUCAAGUGACAAAAACGUCAACAUUAAAUGCAGAGUUUGCAAAAAUGAAUUUCCAAACGAAGUGCAGUUCGAUGAACAUCUCAAAGGGAAUCCGAACUGCGAAAAGUUUACUUGUGACGUGUGUCGGAAACAAUAUACUUCGAACUCCCAUUUGAAUAUUCACAAGUUAAUACAUUCGAAUGAAAAAAAAUUAAAAUGCGACGAAUGUGAUUAUUCUACCAUAUACACAUCACAUUUGAAGAGACACAAGAAUAAACACUCAAAAAGAGAACUUUUUAAAUGUAGCUAUUGUAAUUAUUCAACCGUAUGGAAAGACUGUUUAGACAAACAUAUUUUGCUAACACAUUCUAAAGAACCGAAUUUUACUGGAAACCUUCCACCGAGAUAUCAGAAUUUGGAAAAAUAUCGAUGCAAAGUUUGCCGGAAAAUUUGUGCAUCUUUAUUUGCUUUAAAACUUCACGAAAGACAUCAUACUGGAGAAAAACCAUUUCAGUGUGAUUAUUGCUUUAAAAGAUUUACGCAACGGUAUCUUUUAAAUCAUCACAAGCGAGAUAUUCAUUCAUCAGUAGAAGAACAAUCUUCGUCUCAGCAAAUUGCGGGAGAAGGUACAUCAAAAACUUUUAAAAUCUCGAAACAGAGUGAGAUGCACUCUUCUGAAAUCUCGGCAGCCAGUUCAAUGCAAGAGGAACAUCUUAAAAGAUUGCAAUGUCAUCAAUGUCCCUUUACUACAAACUCCGAGGAAGAAUGGUUCCUACAUAAACAGACACACGUUGAUGAAGUCCCUUGCACAUUAAAGGAACAGGAAAAAACAGAUCCAGAAGUGGUUAGAGCAGCCGAAAUACUCUUCGGCAUACAAAGCAAAAGAUUGGAGAAGAUAGAUGAAGAAAAGAAAUCUCCCGAAACCGAUAAUCCGCCAAGUUUACAAUAAUCUGCGAAUGUUCAAUAUUCUAUCCAGUUUUUAAAAAUUUCAAGGAGAGAUUUUCAAAUUCUAUUUAUUUCAUGCAAAAGUGUUAUAAAUAGCCUCUAAAUUCGACGUUUAAGACGAAUUGAACUUAUUGAUAUUUACAAUAUUUUGACAAAAUUAAUUCCACAAAAUAUAAAUUUCAUUUUUAUU